AUGUUAAUCAACACGGUUGCCUCGGUCUUUCUUCUCUUUGCCGGCUUUUCUACGGCCUUCCCUCAUCCUUCUGUUCCCCAGAUGAACGAAAAUGUCCUGGAGACUCGCGCGUCGAAGGACGUCAAUCCGAAUGCUGUUACGGGUACAACUUGCACAGAUCGAAAGGCUAAGAUAGACAAUCAUGAUAUGAACGUUGCUACCUUGGGUAUCUGUGGUGGCAUACAGGGGGCCAUCCAGAAAUGCGGUGGCGCGCCAAAAAGCACUGUGGGCCAAUCCGGAACGGCGAAGUUUACCUUGAACCCAACCGCCGCUGGUGCGACGAUCAAUGUAUCCAAAGGCCGUUGGGAAGGCUGUAUUCGUGCUGCGCGAGCUGUUUGCCCGGCUGGCAGCUUCAAAUCCGUCUGCAAGGGUGGUGCAAGCACUGGGGAUGUCGCUUUCACUCUCACCAAUCCUUAG
Colletotrichum truncatum is the source of this 456-nucleotide messenger RNA. RefSeq lists its product as uncharacterized. The record is from RefSeq and is a predicted model, not a curated record. Lineage: Eukaryota; Fungi; Ascomycota; Sordariomycetes; Glomerellales; Glomerellaceae.